Penicillium coprophilum is the source of this 948-nucleotide messenger RNA. Its product is annotated as alpha/beta hydrolase. Gene Ontology annotation, molecular function: hydrolase activity. The record is from RefSeq and is a predicted model, not a curated record. The transcript has 2 exons. Bases 1 to 948 code for a protein of 315 amino acids. NCBI's taxonomy places the organism in Eukaryota, Fungi, Ascomycota, Eurotiomycetes, Eurotiales, Aspergillaceae.
AUGGUAUCGGUAUUUGCACCGGCAUGGGACGAGUUCAUCCAAGAAAUCGGACCACUUCUAAUGACAGGCUCCACGGUUGAGGACUUGUACAAAGAUUCCGAGAUCAAUUCGCAAAAAAUUAUAUCCAGAUACAAAAUUCCACCACUAGAUGAUUCAGUCACAGCCGAAGAUAUCAAACUUGAGAACGCCUGGGUCCGAGUCUUCACACCGCCAUCAGCAACCGGCGACGGACCGGUAGGCAUUUUUAUUCACGGUGGGGGGUGGAUUAUGGGAAGUGUCGACAUCGAAGAUGCUGCAUGCCGACAUAUCAGCACGAGCACCGGCAUGAAAGUCGUCAGUAUUGGGUACAGACUGGCACCAGAAUUUCAAUUCCCACACAGUCUCAACGACUGUGUUGAGGCAACUUUAUGGACCCUCAAUCACUUCGCAAUCUCAUCCGUUAUACUUAUGGGAGGCUCAGCAGGCGCCAGCCUUGCUUUUGGUGUUGCAUUGAAACUUGUCGAUUCCGGGCUCGGGGAUAAGGUCAGAGGCAUCUUGGCUUUGGUUCCUUGCACUGUACACCCUGAUGCAGUACCUGACGACAAGAAGGAAAGCUUUACUUCUUAUCAGGAACACGCUAUGCACACUGUCAACACAUUACCUGCCAUGAAAUGUUUCCUGGAUUCCUAUGGUCCAUCGCCUGACGACAAGUAUUUCUCGGUCCUCCUCCACCCGCGCCUGAAAGAUCUCAAGAAAGUCUAUAUCGUUGAAUGUGGGACGGAUACAUUGAGAGAUGAUGCUCGACUGAUGAAAGGAGCUUUGGAGGAAGCUGGUGUACCCAUCAUGUAUGAUGAUUACCCUGGCUAUCCCCACUAUUUCUGGUCGUAUCCUUCUCCGGCUCUGGCGCAGGCCUCGGAGGUGUUUCACACGAACAUGUUCCGUGCGAUAAAAUGGAUCAAUUUGGACUGA